GUGAGGUUUGCCGAUACAAACUUUUGUUGUUCUACUUCCAGUUCUGAGUAUGAGGAGUAAAAGAUCUUAAAAAUUGCUGUUUUAUUUUCACUAAUUUAAGUGUUUAGAGUGAAGUUUUAUCAGCACAAAUAGUUUUGCAAAUUAUUGUACAUCAAUCCAUAUACCAUUAGUCCAUAAACUAGUAGAAGGAAAUUGUUGAAAACAAUAAUGAAUUUACUAUUCAACAAAUUUAUUGGAUCAAAAACAAAUAUCAAAACUCUUUUAAAUUAUGUGUAAUAUAUGUUGAUGAUUUAAAUAAACAUUAAAUGUAAUCAUGUAGGUGCCGAGGUGGCAACACGAAAAAAGGGUUGAAGAAAGGGUGUGGCAAAAAAAACUGAGCGGGAGUAGCUCAAGGGAACCAGCUGAUGUAGAAGUGUUUAGUGAUAUUAAUAAAGAAUUAUUUGUAUCAUAUUAUCUGGUCAGUUGAGUUGUUUAUAAUACAUGGCAGCGUAGAGGAAAACGUAUCAGAUCCCAGUACCAGAAGUUUUUAAUUUUUGUUCUGAAGAUUGGAGAACAUGGAUAGGGUGUUUUGAACGAUUUUGAACAGUGGACUCCAUAAUAAAGAAGAAACUGACCAAGUAAAUUCUUUCAUAUAUUUAAUGGGACGGAAAGCCGAGGAAAUUUUGGCAUUAUUUAGUCUCCCAGAAGAGGAUAGAAAUGAAACAAAAAACAGCGUACCAGGAACCUGUUUCCGGUGUGCUUCUCGGUAAAACGAAGUGUUACAAAUGUUUUCGAACUUGUAAGUUUUUCUUCAGGUAACAGAUGUCUAAGCGAAUGCCAUUCAAAUUCAAUUCAAAUAAGAACACCAUUAAGAAUUCUAUCAUACGUAUCGAUGGCAUCAAUUUACCGAGAAGCACACCGGAAACAGGUUCCUGGUACGUUGUUUUUUGUUUACUUUAUCCCGGUGUAGUACAUUGCCGAUUUAAGGAUAGAAAUGGCCAUUCCAAAGUUAAGGCAGCAUUCGAAAAAUACUUCGUCCCAACUAAAAAUGUUAUAUACAAAAGAUAUAAAUUCAUUUCUUGGUUUCAAGAGGAAGGAGAAACAGUGGAGAAAUUUGUAACUUCGUUAUAUAGUCUGGUUAAAACGCGUGAUUUCCCUGCUUCGUUUCAAGACAAAAUGAUUAGGGACAGAAUAGUUUGCGGCAUUAGAGACAAAAAAGUUUCGGAACGUUUGCAACUAGAAAUGGAACUAACUUUGGAUAAAGCAAUAAACACUGUGAGACAGGCUGAAACAGUGAAAAAGCAGCAAGAAGCUUUUGAGAACAAUUCCGUGAAUAACAUGUAUGCAUUAGGCAAAGCUGCACGUGUGAAGAAUGUAUUUUCGAAGCCAGAAGUUACCAACAAUUUGUUUACUGGAAACAAACCUUUAAAUUCCUGUUAUUGUAUGGAAAAACUGUGAAACAUACUAAUCUAAAUUGCACUGCAUGUAAGGCGGAUCUAUAAUAAGUGUAAAAAAGUAGGUUAUUACGCAAAGGUCUGUAAAGCUAAAGUGAGUAUCAAUGAAAUAGGAGAACCUAAGCAAAGUUCAUUUCUGGGACAUGUUAAAGGGUCAAGUAAUAUAAAGUUAGGGUUACGAAAAAGCAUAAUCAGUGGAAUGCAAACAUUUUCGUUGAAGACAUUCCUUUAAACUUCAAGAUUGACACAGGGGCAGAUGUCACAGUUAUACCACACGAGAUAUAUCACAGAGUGCAAUCUCGUUAAAUUAUGAGAAACGAAUAGAUCUAUACACGGCCCUGGAAAGAAAACACUGGAUUUACUGAGAAGCUAAGAAAUAAGAGAUUCUGCAUCCAAGAAGACAUAUAUGUUAUAGAUAAAGUAGAAUGCUCCUUGUUGAGUGGUAAAGCGAGUG
Messenger RNA from Centruroides sculpturatus (bark scorpion), 1887 nucleotides. RefSeq lists its product as uncharacterized. The transcript has a single exon. The record is from RefSeq and is a predicted model, not a curated record. NCBI's taxonomy places the organism in Eukaryota, Metazoa, Arthropoda, Arachnida, Scorpiones, Buthidae. Bases 802 to 1437 code for a protein of 211 amino acids.